This is a messenger RNA of Fusarium pseudograminearum CS3096, 5505 nucleotides long. RefSeq lists its product as uncharacterized. NCBI's taxonomy places the organism in Eukaryota, Fungi, Ascomycota, Sordariomycetes, Hypocreales, Nectriaceae. The coding region runs from base 1 to 5505 and encodes 1834 amino acids. The record is from RefSeq and is a predicted model, not a curated record. Gene Ontology annotation, molecular function: ATP binding; metal ion binding. The transcript is spliced from 2 exons.
AUGGCUGAGCUUGACUUGGCUACCAACGCCCAUGGCAAUGUGAUGGGAGGAAGGGAUGCAUCGAAUCCUUUGACAAUAGCUCAGUGGAAUGCUGCUCAGGUCACGGCGGGUGGUCUCGAAAGGCUUUUGUCGAUCGUAAAAUCAGAGGGAGAAGCGAACUCUACUACUCAUUCCUGGAUCACAUUAGCAACUCCCGAGCAGAUCAAAUUGCAAUGGACAAACCUCGAAGCGCUUGGCCCGCAAGCCACAACACUCCCCUUAUACGGCGUGCCGUUUGCUGUAAAAGACAACAUUGACGCUCAAGGUUUCAUCACAACGGCGGCAUGUCCAACCUUCCGUUCUGUCCCAGCCGCCUCAGAUGCAACCGUCGUUUCCAAACUCAAAGCUGCUGGCGCAAUCCUGAUUGGCAAAACGAAUCUUGAUCAAUUCGCUACUGGACUUGUCGGUACUCGGUCGCCUUAUGGUGCUGUUCCAAACUCGUUUGAUCCUACUCGAGUCAGCGGUGGCUCUAGUUCUGGUAGUGCCGUCGCUGUUGCCCGUGGAAUUGUGCCUUUCUCGCUUGGCACCGACACAGCUGGUUCCGGUCGAGUCCCGGCUGGUUUGAACAACAUCGUGGGCUUGAAACCAACGCGGGGAGCGAUAAGUACUCACGGGGUGCUUCCUGCUUGCAGGACUCUCGAUUGUAUUUCAAUUUUCAGUCUCACUGUCGCUGAUGCGGAAACUGUACUGUCCAUCGCCGAAGGGUACGAUAUCAGCGAUGCAUACUCGAGAUCCCGCCACGAUCCGAGCAGUGCCUCAUUUGAUGCAUUCGGAGGCUCAGUCGAGUUAUUAAAGCCAAAGUUGGCGAUUUGCGCUUCUCCGAAAUGGGUUGGACAUGAUAAUCAACGUUCAGCAUAUGAAAAGGCUUUGAUAAAGGCAGAGACUUUGGGCUGGUCCCUUGUCCCGAUGGACUUCGAUCCCCUUUUCCAACUUGCACGAUUGCUGUAUGACGGCCCGUGGGUUGCUGAGAGAUACGAAGCCAUUCGUGAUUUCAUAGAACGAUGCCCUUCAGACGAUAUGGACCCUGUUGUGCGAAACAUCAUCGUCAGAGCUCAAUCUCUAUCAGCAGCAGAUGUUUUUAGAGGUGAGUACCUCCGUAAAGAACUUACACGUAAAAUUGAACACGCUUUUGCCGAGUUUGAUGGUAUCUUUGUCCCAACAUCCCCAACAUUUCCCACUUUGGACGAAGUCCAUAAGAGUCCCGUGGAAGAGAACUCUAUCCUGGGCACAUACACCAACUUCGUCAACUUCCUCGACUGGUCCGCAAUCGCCAUCCCUGCUGGUUUUCGCGCGGACGAGCUUCCUUUUGGUGUGACUCUCAUAUCGAAUCGUUGGAAGGAGCCUUACCUUUUUUCUUGGGCCAAGGCGUGGCUAGGUGACGAGAAAAUAUUCUUGGGCGCAACAGAUGUUAGAGCCGAGGAAUCUCAGAGCAUGGUGCCUUCAGCUCCCUCGGACCACAUUCCUUUCGCCAUCUUUGCUUCCCACCCUUCCAGCGCUCCAUCCACUAAAGGACUUGUAUCUUGUGGUGGCAAGUUUUGUAAGAAGAACAAAACGUCCUCUCUAUAUCGCUUGUAUUCAUUGGACACGCCGCAAGGUACGAAGGAGCUCGGGUUGAAACGAGUGUCCGCCAACGAUGGUGCAGAGAUAGAUAUUGAAGUUUGGCAUCUCCCAAAGCCGUCUCUUGCCGACUUCAUAUUGAAGUUUUCUUAUCCUCUUGCGUUCGGGUCGAUCCAGCUCAGCGAUGAAUCUUGGGUUCGGGGUUUCGUAUGCGAACCCUGUGAUUUUGACAACGUUGUCGAUAUAACCGAACAUGGCAAUUGGACAGCAUGUCAUGAAUUAUUGGAGACAAAGAUAAAGCCGCCAUCUGAUGACAACCAGAAGCGUUUUAUCUCGACCAUCCUCGUUGCCAAUCGUGGAGAGAUAGCGGUUCGAAUUAUAGAGACGAUACACAAAAUGGGUCUUCGAGCUGUUGCUAUCUACUCUGACUCGGAUGCGAAUGCUACCCACGUUAGCAGAGCUGACCUUGCACUCAAGCUACGUGGAUCCUCAGUCUCUGAUACUUACCUAAAUUUGGAUCAAAUACUGGAACUGGCUAUGCACUCCUCUGUCGAUGCCAUUAUCCCGGGCUAUGGUUUCCUUUCCGAGAAUGCAGAUUUUGCUGCCGCCGCUGAAGACAGAGGCAUGACCUGGGUUGGUCCAACUCCACAGCAGAUGGCUGACCUCGGACUCAAACAUCGCGCUCGUUCAAUUGCAGUCAAGGCCGGCGUUCCUGUCAUUCCAGGUUGCGAGAUGUUGCUCGACUCCCUCGAAGAAGCAAUUCUGGAAAGUAACAAGAUUGGGUUCCCACUGAUGCUGAAGAGUACUGCUGGCGGCGGUGGUAUCGGUCUGAGCUACUGUAAAGACGUUGAAGGUUUAUCUGCAACGUUUGAAGUCGUCCAACGGCAAGCUGUUGCAAACUUCGGUGACGGGGGUAUAUUUCUUGAACGAUAUAUCGAGCGAGCGCGUCAUGUUGAAAUUCAAAUCCUUGGGGACGGUACUGGUCGCGUUGUUUCAGCAGGGGAACGAGAUUGUUCCUUACAACGCCGGCAUCAGAAGAUUGUCGAGGAGAGCCCUGCGGGCAUGAUCCCGAAAAGUGUCCGCACAGAGAUGAAGGAAGCUGCUCUUCGUCUUGCAUCUUCGGUCAGAUAUCGAAACGUCGGUACAGUCGAAUUCAUAUACGAUCUUCGUACGAAGGAGUAUUAUUUUCUGGAAGUCAACACUCGGCUACAAGUCGAACAUCCUGUGACCGAAUUGGUGACUGGUCUAGAUUUAGUGGAAUGCAUGCUCAACAUUGCCAAUGGGAAUGCAACUCAGCUGUUCGAAGCCAACCUUCCGACCACAGGGGCGUCUAUCGAGGUCCGUGUAUACGCUGAGAACCCUCUUCAGAGCUUUCGGCCUUGUUCCGGUUGCAUCACAGCCCUUGAAUUCCCCUCUAGCCUUCGGGUCGAUACGUGGGUCAAAGUCGGCACUGAGAUCACCACUUCCUUUGACCCAUUGAUAGCUAAGUUGGUCUCGUUUGGAGCAGACCGCGAAGAAGCUAUUGAAAACAUGGUCAGCAGCCUUGCAGCUACUCGUAUAGAGGGUGUCCAAACCAACCUUGACUAUCUGCAUCAAAUCGUGUCAUCUCCCAUGUUCAGAUCUGGCCAGUACACCACAAAAUCUCUGGAUGCUUUCCAAUUCAAAUCGUCUUCUUUCGAAGUCCUAGAGCCAGGAGCCUUGACCACAGUUCAAGACUACCCUGGCCGUACUGGAUAUUGGGACAUUGGCGUUCCUCCUAGUGGCCCAAUGGAUUCCCUCUCCUUUCGACUUGCGAAUCGGAUAGUAGGUAAUCCUCCUAACGCUGCUGGCCUCGAGUUUACUCUCAGUGGACCAGCUCUCAAGUUUCAUUGUAAUACUGUCGUUGCAAUCUCUGGCGGUGUUGCUCCUGUAACAGUCGAUGGCGUUCCAGUUUCCCAGAACCGAACCUUGAGUAUCAAUGCACAUCAGACUCUGUGUAUAGGAGCAAUCGAAAAGGGCCAUCGUGUCUAUCUUUCUAUCCGGGGAGGAGUCCAAGUUCCAGUCGUGAUGGGUAGCCGGUCUACUUUCGAACUCGGUAAGCUGGGAGGGUUUGGAGGUCGCAAACUACAGCAGCACGACAUUCUUCAAAUUGGAGAUCCCGGUAUCUGUGUUAGCAAAUCUUUUCAUUCCACGAUCUCAAUACCUGUCUCAACUUACUCAAAGGCUUCUUGGAUUGUAAGAGUGAUACCCGGUCCCCACGGUGCUCCCUCCUACUUCUCUUCAGAGAGUGUUAAGUCUCUGUACUUGUGUGAAUGGAAAGUCCACCACAACAGCAACCGUCUUGGUGUUCGUCUUACUGGUCCCCAACCUGAGUGGUCACGCAAGACAGGUGGCAAGGCUGGCUUGCACCCUUCAAACAUCCAUGAUGCCCCUUACUCCAUUGGUAGUGUCAGCUUCACUGGAGAUGAAGCUGUCGUCUUGGGUUGUGAUGGUCCCAGCCUCGGUGGCUUCGUGGUGUUCUGUGUCGUGUGCUCCGCAGACUUGUGGAAGAUUGGACAGGCUCGACCAGGCGAUACAAUUCGUUUCGUUCCUAUCGAAGUUGGAUCUGCUAUUGAGUUGGAGGAGCAACUUGACCAAGCCAUUGAGAGUCUUUCGCCUCUUCCGAUCAUCGAGGAGGAAUUCUCUGAUAAAGCUGCAUUGGAACAAAUACUAGAGGUCAUCCCCACGAUCGUCGGUGUCAUUGAACACGAUGGCGAAGUAAUAACCGCCCACCAAGCUGGAGAUCGUGCUAUACUUUUGGAAUUCGGGGACGGAUUAGUAUUCGAUCUUCGGCACAAUUUUUCAAUCUCUGCUUUCUGCGAGAAUCAUCAGAAGAAGCCUAUCGCCGGGGUUGUAGAACUCACCCCAGGAAUCUUUAGUCUCCACGUUACCUAUGAUCAAGGCCUUUCUCCGAAGCUGAUACUGACGCGCCUUCGGGAACAUAUCCGCUCGUAUACAGUCUCGUCCAAGAUCUCUUCGAGGCAGAUCCGCCUCCCUAUCGCAUUUGACGAUAGUGUCAACCGCGCAGCCGUCGCACGAUACACAGCGACUAUCCGAAGUGAUGCGCCUUGGCUUCCGAGCAACAUCAACUUCUUAGAGAAGCUGAAUGGUAUCCAAAACCUAACAAAGGUCUUGACUGAUGCAGAGUUCAUUGUCGUCGGCCUCGGGGACGUGUUCAUGGGUUCCCCUUGCGCAAUCCCACUGGACCAGCGUCACCGUUUGUUCGGAACAAAGUACAAUCCAUCGCGCUCUUUCACGCCUCGUGGCGCUGUAGGUGUUGGCGGACAAUACAUGUGUAUCUAUGCCGCAGAUUCACCCGGUGGUUACCAGCUUGUCGGACGCACAGUUGAGAUAUGGGAUUCCAACCUUUUAGAUGUCAAAGGCAGUAAUGCUUGGUUCUUCCGCCGCUUCGAUCGUAUUUCUUUUUAUCCUGUUAGCGAACAUGUUCUUGACCACACUCCGAGAUCUGAGCUUGUUCAAAUUACCGAUGGUGUUUUUGAUUUGGCAGAGUACGAGACAUGGCUUGAGGAGAACAAAGAGAGCAUUUCCGCCUCGGCGUCUCAGCAGGAACAGGCCAUUGCCAGCGCGCCCUUUUUAGAAGACUUGCUUUUGCCGUACCAAGUCGAUUCAUUUCCGAACGACCAGGAUCCCAGCCCACGUUGUUCGGAUAUAUCUGGCGCGCGAGUCAAGGCGACGAUGCCGGGGCGUUGUUACAAGGUGAUGGUAAAGGAAGGGCAGACUGUCGAGAAGGGAGAUACCGUUUUAUGUAUCGAGUCGAGUAAAAUGGAAGUGGAGGUUUGCAGCCCCGUCAGUGGGAAGUGUUUGGCAGUGAUGGUGCAAGCGGGCGUUCUGGUCCAUGCUGGAGAGGACUUGAUUAUCAUUGAUGGAUGA